AUGUUAAUUAAAUUAGCAAUUAUAAAGAGUUAUAUUGUGCUUUUAGUUAUCUAAUUGAUCGCUAAAGCAUAAAAUACAUGUGUAGAAGGAUGCUCAAGUUGUAGUAACAGCAAUAACUAAAAUAUCUGCACUAAAUGUUUAGAUGGUUACUAGCUUGAUUCAAAUAAUAAUCUUUGCGUAUAUACUAAAUGUAGUAGCAAUUUAUUUUAUGAUAGGAAUAUACAUGACAUUGGGAAUAUAGAUAAUGAGUGUGUAGCUAUCUGUAGCCCUUUUAGCUAUAAAAAUUAUCAAAAUAAUUUAUGCUAAAGCAAAUUACAGUGUUCUAUAUAAAAACCCUCAUAGCUAUUCAUGAAAGACAAUACUAUAACAAAAGACUUCUUUAUAUAUCAAGAUAAUUAUUAUGUAAUUUAGAAAGAAAAUUAUCUCUCUGUUUAUGAUAGAAAUGACCUCAAUCUAGUAAAAAGUAAUGAUAAUUCUAUAUCAUAUUGGGAUAUUAAAAAUGAGUCAAGAAAUUCAAAAACAUACCUAAAAAAUAUUUCCUUUAACUAAUUCACAGAAAUCGCUUCAAUUGAUAAUCACUAUGGCCUGAUUUAUAAUAUUUACUCCUAAAAAGAAUCUGAAUUUUAGAUAUUUUAUGAUCAACUGAAUUAAGUUUUUUCUUAAUCUAAUUCUUUCAAAUUAAAUGUUAAUGCACAAAAAAUCAAAUUUAUUGAUUAAUGGAUGUUUAUACAGAAUUUAAAUAGUAUUAUUGUGUAUAAAAUAAUUGUAACUAAUAACAACGAUAGCUUAAAUUUACAAAUUGAAAAUCAUUUUACUUUUAAAUCUUAGUAAAAUAAGAACUAUUUUGAUACACUGUCUAUAUCUUAGUUUGGAAUCUACGUUUUAGUUUAAGACGAUUCUGCUAGUUUAGUUAACCUAAAUGAUAAUUCAUUUUAACCUGUUUAAAUAUAAAUGAACGACUAAUAAGAAAUUCAAAAAGGUAGAAUAUUUUAAGCUUCAGAUACUGAUUUGAACACAUAUCUAAUAAUUUAAAGUGAAUAAUAAUUGAUAUACACUAAUCUACAAACAAAUUCUUCAAAUAUAAUUUAAGAAAUUGAUUCUUUAACAGACUUUGAGGUGUGUGAUUUUAUGGAUAAAGAAAAGAAAAUAGUUGUGCUUGACUCAAAUAUCAAUUUGUCAUUUUUUUACUUCGAUUAAAAUCAAAAAGAAUUUAUUGAAUCAACUUAAAAAUUUACUUUGAAGUAUAAUACAAAUUAUUUAUAUCUAGUAAAAUACCAAAAUUAAAUUUCACCUUAAAAAGAAUUUGUUUACGAGUUGAUUGCUUUAAACAAUGAUUACAUUUAAAUAGUCAAAAAAAGUGAUAGUUUGAUAAAGCACGAAAAAUAAUUAAUUCAAAUCAAUUUAAUUAUCAAUUUUAAUCUAGCCUUUCCAUCUGUUGAUUAUUCAAUUAUUAGUAAAAUAGUAUUAAGUUACUAGCCGCCUAUUGCCAUUUAAUUAAAUUAAUAAGGUGGCAUUAAUUUUUAUGAUUAUUCAUAAGAGACCAAAUGUGUUUUAUAAAAGUAAUUAAAAUUGGGUUUUAGUUUUGGAUUUAAAUCCAUUCAAAAAUUUUACAAUGAUAAAAUAAUCAUUUAUGAUAAUAAAGGAUAUAUAAUUGACAUUUAUAAAAAAAAUAUUUUGAACGUUUUUAAAGCUUAAAAUUAACAAUACACCACUAAUAAUGAUAUGUUAGCAAUGAUUUUUUAGGACUGUUUAAUAAUUUAAUCCUCUAACUUAUAAAAUGUGUUUAAGAAUUGUUAAAUAGAUUUUAUCAGUAGAGAUAUUAACAUCUACUUGAACAAAGAUUUAAAAAUUAUGGCAUAAAAUGAAUAUGAAGAAAAAGUUUCAGUAUACUAAAUAAAUUUAAAAGAUUAAACCAUUUAGCUUCUAAACACUAUAAAUAACAUAACCUAUUUCUAAAUAAUAAAAAAAUUUUAUUCUUUGACUGAUAAAAUAAAUAACAAUUUUUCUCUCGAAUAAAUACUAACCAUAGAUGAAAAUAAUAAUUUUAGAAUUUACGACUUCAGUUUAUCUUUGAUAUAUGAAAUGAAAUCCCUUACUAUUACAGGAGUUACAACAAUAUAUUUAGUAGUGAAUGAUAAUUAAAUGUAUGUUUUAGAAGGGAACUAAGGGAUACUUUUUAUUAACAUUACAGAUAAUUCCUCAUGUAUAAUCCAAUUAGGAUAUAAACUUGGUCAAACAGAGUUUUAAAAAAAAGUAAACGAAUAUGGGAAAACUUAUUAUUGGGCAUACGUAAUGCAAGCUACUCAGAUGUUUGAAUACGCGUUUGAUCUACAAAAAUAAAUUGUGAUUGAAACAGGCUUUUAUUACUUUAACACCAUAAGUUAUUUAUCAGUAUAUGUUUAGAACUUAAAAAGCACUACUUAAAUGAGUACUUAUCAAAAUGAAGAUUUUGAUAAAGUUUUAUCCUCUUAUGUUUAAAAAUAUAAACGCUAUCAAUUUACAUCUCGUAUGGUUUAUUAAUAAUCUCUUUAUAGCUAAAAAUUUGGAAAGUUAUUUGUUAUAUUUGAUAGUAAAUUAGUAUCUUUUGACAUUUACACUGGUUCACAAGAAAUUUUAUCUACUCUUGAAGCAAGUAUUUACGAUGUUUCUAUGAAAUUAUAUGAUGAGUUCUUAUUAUACUAUAGUAGUGAAUAUGAAAACUAUUUUAUAAUUCUGAUUAAUUUAUCUACAAAUGAAAAAUUUUUAAAAAAAUUGGAGCAUGCAAUAAAGAAUAUUUUUUACAGUAAAGAUGAUAAUCUGAUAUACUUGUACAAUAAUAUUUAAUUUGAUAUUCUAGAUACUAAACUCAUUUUUGUUUAGAGUAUAUUCAACGAUUUUUAACUAAAAAAUAUUAAUUUGGAGUGUUUUGCCUUUAAAUAUCAAAUUUCAUGCCUAAGUUAAUCAUCUACUACCAGUAAUAACUCAUUUCUUUUAGUAUAUGAUAAAGUGUUUAAAGUCUCUAAAAAAGUUAAAUUUGAAGAUUCUUAAUUUACUGUUUCUCUUUUUGAUGAACAAUAUAAUCAUAUUUAUAUCUAUAGCUCAGAUCAUUAAAAUUUAAAAAUCUAUGCUACUGAUGGAAUUUUAAUAUAAACAGUCAAUAAUAUUUAACAAGGAUGUCUUUUUUUUACAUCUAAAGCAGUAUGUAGAUCCUAAAAAAGUUUAAUUAUAGUUGACAAGAAUACUUUAGCUUUAAAUGAGUAUUAGUUUGAAAAAAUGGAUUCUAAUGCUUUUUAACAAAUGGUUUAUAUUGAUUACUUAAAUUAUUUGCUUAUUUAGAAUCCUUUAGGUAAGUAAAUUUCUGUAUAUGAUAUUUCUGCUUAAAGAUAUAUUUUUGAUAUAUAAGUUAAAUAAAAUGAAGUAAAUAACAAUUAUAUUUCUUUCUUUGAGUUUUAUGAAAAUUUAAGCAAUUACGUGAUAUUUUUAGACUAAAUGGGUACAUUGUAUAUUUCUUCUUUACGCAACAAACCUUCAUUUCAAACUUACAUUAAUGUUAUCUAAGAUUUUUAGAGAGAAAAGGGUUUUAGAAUAAUUCAAUAUGAUAGUUUAUCAAAUGAUAUUUAUCUUAAUUAUGAUGGUUAUAUAUAUAAAUUAGAUCUUAAUUAAUUAGGAAUAGAACGUGACCCAUAAUUAAAUGAGCCGUAUACUUUGUAUACCUAAAUAUAAAGAGAUAACUAACAGACAGAUUAUUUGAUUUUAAGUUAAGAUAGCCUUAUAUUUAGAUAUUCUUAGCAGAAGAUAAAAUUUGAGUUAUCCAUAUUAAUGAGUUCAAGAAUUUUAGAUAUAAAAUACAAUUAAAGUGAUGAUGUUUUAACAUUAGGUUUAGAAAAUUCAAUUUUAUUUUAUUAAUAGUAUCAAUCUUGCAAAAAUAGUAAUACAGAUCCUGAUAUUUAUUAGCUAGACAAUAUCCAAUUCUAGCAGUUUAUAAUUGAUAGUAUUGUAAUUACUAGUGAUUAAAAAAUAUUGCAUUUAGAUUUAAAAGCAGGUGUUAUCACGAAAACGAUUUAAUUUAAUUUGACUCAAACAGUGACUUAAUUUAAUGUAAAUAAGAAGCAAGAUUUGAUCAUUGUAGGAUUUAGUGAUGGUUAGGUGCUUUAAUAUAAUUUAACAAGCUAAGAUUAUUUUUUAUAUGACACAAUAAAAGAGGUUUCUCUUAAAAUUUCAAUUAUUGUCAUUUAAUUGAUUGAAAUCUCUGAUAGUAAAUUGUUAGCUUAUAUUGUUUCAAAUGGUGCUCUUCUUCUUUAAAUUGAUGUGUUGAAAUAAUAAGUUAUUAAAUAAAUAGACUUAAGAAGUCUGGUUGAUGAAGAUCCUAGCAUUAGCUUGUCAAAAUUCUUAAUUGAUCAAAAUUAUCAAAGAUAUUUAUUUUGCUUUAAUGGAUAGAAAAAAGUAUAUAUUUGGAAUUAUUCAAAAAAUGAAUAAGAGCGAAAUUUAUCUUUACCUAAAAUGGAAUCUAACUUGAGAAUAGAAUAAAAUUUCCUAAUUAUUUAGUGCAUUUUUUAAAUUAAUUUGUAUCAACUCAAUAAAAAAAUUGAAUUUGUUGCAUCAAUUAAAAAAGAUUUCACUUAAGAUAGUAUUUUGGAUUUCAAGCUAUUUAACAAUAAAACUAUUGCAAUAUUUUUAAUAGAUAGAUUCGAGCUAUUUAUUAUUAAUGGAGAUAAGUUCAAUAUGAUAACUUAGAUUAGUUAUUAAUACUCUCGAUUAUUAAAUUAUUCAAUCGAUUCUCAGAAAAAUGUACUUAGCAUAUUAGGAUUACAUUAAGCUGGAGUUUUUGAAAAUAAAUACAAUUUAGAUAUUUACAAAUCAGAAACAGUUUCAGAAUGCUUUUUUUUUAGCUCUAGUAAGGAAUAUUAAAAUAUUAUAGAAGAAUAAACAUAUGUUGCUCCUAAAUAAAAGGAAAUUUAGACAAUAAAUGGAGUUUCUUUAGUUAAUUAAGAAAAUUAGUUUAUCUACUUCUACUUGCAAAUACCAAGUGAUAAUAUAUAGAAUUUAUUUUUAUAAACAUCCUCAAUAUCAAAUAGUCAACAAGUCAUGGCACCUUAUGAUAUCUAAAAUAAUUUUAUAGCUCUUUAAAAUACUACCUUUUAAAAUCUAAGCUAAUCUACUUUACAAUUUACUAAUUUUAGUUUAACAUUCUAAAAUAGUACAAAUUUAUUUAUCAACAUUACCUAAAACAAAAAAACUUAGUAAGUUAUUUUUUAAAAUAUGGCUAUAGACUUUGAGUGUUUUGGUUCACUUUUAUUAAUUAAAUCUAAUGAAGUUAUAAUCGAAAAAGGUUAUUUUAAAUUUAACACAGCAUAAAAUGGAGGAGCUAUUUAUUUUUAAUCAAUCCUGAAAAAGAUAGAGUUUAAAAAAUCUCUAUUCUAACAAAAUACUGCAAAAAGCAGCGGAGGAGCUUUAUUUCUUGAAAACAUUGCAAAUUGUUUAGUUUUAUUUGAUUCUCAGACAAUAAUUAAAAAUAAUAGAGCAUUUAUUGGAGGAGGAUUAAGGAUAGUUUAGACUGAUUAAAAAAAGCUUUUGUUACCUUAAAACUUUCCAUUUUCCAAAAAUAUAUUCGAUAACGUAGCAGAGAUAUAUGGUGAUGAUAGUACAUCUUAUCUUUAAAACAUAAUUAUUCAAAACAAUGAUUAUACCAAUGAGGAAUUAUUCAUAUUUUACAAAGAUUAAAGUAAUGUACCUAAAAAGUUUUAAAAUGACUUCUCAAGAUAUGCUGAAAUGAGAUAAUUCAGAAGUGGAGGCUUAAUUAACUUUAAAAUGUAUAUUGUAGAUGAAUAAAAUAGAUAUCUGAGCUUCUCAAAAGAUAAGCUAGAACAAGCUAAAUUCUAGUGA
Molecule: messenger RNA, 5862 nt
Organism: Tetrahymena thermophila SB210
Lineage: Eukaryota; Ciliophora; Oligohymenophorea; Hymenostomatida; Tetrahymenidae
Exons: 5
Molecular function (GO): protein binding
Source: RefSeq, a predicted model, not a curated record